ACCCUCUCUCCCCUCCAGCUUCCCACUCUUACCACUAUUCCAACUAUAUAUUCCCACUUAGUUCCCAUUUUAUUCCCACUAUUCCAACUCUAUUCCCAUCAUUCCUACUAGCUAGCUUAACAUGGCUGUCUCCGGGUUUGAGGGCUUUGAGAAGCGCCUGGAGCUCCACUUCUCCGGAUACGACCCCCUCGGCCUCCGCCGCCUAUCGAUCGACGAUCUCCAGCAGGUGCUCGAUGCCGUCCAGUGCAGCAUCGUCUCCGCCGCCGGUAAUCAUUCUUUCGACGCCUACGUGCUGUCUGAGUCCAGCCUCUUCCUCUAUCCCCACAAGAUCAUCCUCAAGACCUGCGGCACCACCCAGCUCCUCCGCUCCAUCCCAUCCCUCCUCCGCCACGCCGCCGACCUCGGCCUCCGCCUCCGCUCCUGCCGCUACUCCCGCGGCAGCUUCAUCUUCCCCGCCGCGCAGCCCUUCCCCCACUCCAGCUUCUCCGACGAAGUUCUCUUCCUCGACGCCCGCCUCCCCGCCACCCUUCGCUUCCGAAAAGCUUCAAUCAUGCCUUCCGACGUCAUUUCCUCGCAUUCCUGGCACGUCUACUCCGCCGCCGCCGACGUGUUCUCGGUGCUGCAGCCGAGCAGUUCCACGAUAGAAGUGUGCAUGACGGAAUUGGACUGCUCGCUGGCACGACAGUUUUAUCGGCGGAAGGGCGACCACCGCUCCGGCGACGAUGUGGGGGCGGAGAUGACCGAGUUGACGGGGAUCGGCGCCAUCAAUCCACGGGCGCUCGUCUGCGGCUUCGCCUUCCAGCCAUGUGGUUACUCCAUGAACGGCCUCGACCGCGACCGAUACUCGACGAUUCACGUCACGCCGGAGGACGGCCACAGCUACGCCAGCUUCGAAUGCAUCGGCGGCCGGGAGGUGAUGGAUUAUUUAAAGAAGGUGGUGCAUGUUUUCCGGCCUGGUGCGGUGUCGGUGUCGGUCUGCAUGGGCGGCACCGGCACCGGCACCGACGACGAUGAGGAGCGAGUGUGGUCGGCGGUGGUGCGUGCGUUGGAACCGCUGGGGCUGAGCUGCAGGAGCCGGGCAGCGGAGGAUUUUCCGGGGGCCGGGACCGUCACAUACCAGACGUUUACGGCUCACCGGAAGUGAUCGGGGUGGUGGCUCCGGCCAGCAGGAAGUGGUCCAUCAAAUGGAAGUGGUUGUUGAGAAAAUGUCGCUAUUUGCUAGGCUUAGAGGAAACAAAAGGGAGAGGGGAGUGUUUGCUCCGUAGGGAGUUGGAGGCUUUCUUUGAGGAUGAUGAUGGAAUGCAAUUAGGGAGAGUGCAGUUGACACUGAAAAGGGGGGUGGGGAAAAAAGGGGUUUUAAGGGAGAGGGGAGCACUAUAAUAUAACACUCCACUUUAGUGUGUCACGCCUGAAUGGAUUCUUAGGAUGUACAGUGCGCAGACGAAGGGAGUUGAGCUGAGGCCCAGUGUUUGGGGAGGGGAUUGCCCUCCACCUUUCUUAUCUCUUUUUGUUGUGUCUAAAAGAAGAAAGUACACC
Messenger RNA from Elaeis guineensis (African oil palm), 1536 nucleotides. RefSeq names its product S-adenosylmethionine decarboxylase proenzyme 4. Gene Ontology annotation, molecular function: adenosylmethionine decarboxylase activity. The record is from RefSeq and is a predicted model, not a curated record. Gene Ontology annotation, cellular component: cytosol. Gene Ontology annotation, biological process: spermidine biosynthetic process; spermine biosynthetic process. NCBI's taxonomy places the organism in Eukaryota, Viridiplantae, Streptophyta, Magnoliopsida, Arecales, Arecaceae.